UCGGAUCGCUUCCCCUGAUUCCAAGCUUAACUUCCCGAGCUGCUGACGUCACUUGGCAGCCUGGGCUGUACUCGCCGCUCCAUACAUAGCGCCGAUAAAAAUGCUGCUCUCCGUACCGCCAAGGACAGGAAUCAAUCCAUACAACGGCUAUAACAGCAGAAACGGCAAAAAGCAGGUCUAUGUGUCCUCCGGCCACCAGAUGGCACCCCCCAGUCCCAACAGCAACAACAGUGGCGGGGGAGGGGAACAACUGAGUAAAACUAACCUGUACAUCCGUGGUCUUCACCCCGGGACCACAGACCAGGACCUGGUCAAGCUAUGCCAGCCAUAUGGGAAGAUUGUGUCCACGAAGGCAAUCCUGGACAAAACCACCAACAAGUGCAAAGGCUAUGGCUUCGUGGACUUCGACAGUCCGGCAGCGGCCCAGAAAGCGGUGAGCGCCCUGAAGUCCAGUGGUGUCCAGGCUCAGAUGGCCAAGCAACAGGAGCAGGACCCCACCAACCUGUACAUCUCCAACCUGCCUGUGUCCAUGGAUGAGCAGGAACUGGAGAGCAUGCUCAAGUCCUUCGGCCAAGUCAUCUCCACACGCAUCCUCCGCGACGCCAUCGGGACCAGCCGUGGCGUGGGUUUCGCCAGGAUGGAGUCCACAGAAAAGUGCGAAGCCAUUAUUCAACAUUUCAAUGGGAAAUUUAUUAAGACUCCACCAGGAGUUCCAGUGCCCCCGGAACCAUUAUUGUGCAAGUUUGCAGACGGGGGACAGAAAAAGAGGCAGAAUCAGGGGAAGUACAUUCAGAAUGGCAGGCCCUGGGCAAGGGAUGGAGAGACGGGAGGGAUGACGUUAGCAUAUGACCCCACAGCCUUACAGAAUGGGUUCUAUUCGUCACCCUACAGUCUGGCCCCAAACCGGAUGAUCGCCCAAACGUCCCUCUCUCCCUACAUGCAUUCACCAGUCUCAUCUUACCAGCUACAUAGUCCCUCCUGGAUGCACCACCAGUCGUACCUCAUGCAGCCUGCAGGCACAGUCCUGACUCCAACCAUGGACCAUGCCAUGUCCAUUCAGCCCACCUCCAUGAUGGGCCCCAUGACCCAGCAGCUCAGCCACCUAUCCCUGGGCAGCACAGGCACGUAUAUGCCUGCCAACACUAUGCAGGGGACAUACAUCCCCCAGUACCAACCAGUGCCUCCCUCCAGUGUCCCUGUAGAGGAGAACGGAGGACAACAGCAACAGGUUGCUAUGGAGGCACCUGCAGAACACACAAACUACUCCUACCAGCACACCAAGUGAAGCUAAGCUCGGGGUCAGGAGGCCAUCUUUCUGACUGUACCACAGAGGGUUGGUUCUCUACAAGAAGAUAACAGAGCUCUGUUAGCACCAGACUUGAACACUGUUGACAAAAGGAAUACGUGUGUGCUUUGAAAAAGAAGUUAACAUGCUUAUUUUGUCUGGACUUUUCCUCUCUCUUCUUCAAGAGUCAAUCAGCCAAAGGUGGAAGUCUUCUGCAAUGGAAGCUUUGAUCUCUUUUGAGAACUGAAAAAAUAAACUAAGUUGAACAAAGAAACCAAUUUGGAAAGGGGGAAAUGACACAAAGCGUUAUUUUUGUGCACGUAAAAUAACAAAUUCUUAUUUUUUAAAAGCAUUCUGGAGUUUCAGAGUGGUAAAAGGAAAGUAAUUACAACACAAUGUGUCUUUUAUUUUUUGGUAAAAUAUGCUAACUUUAAUUUUAAAUUUUUUAUGUCUGUUUUUUGACAUUCUAUUCACAGCAGUUUGACAAUAUUUUGUACAUAAAAAAAUAUACUAAUACACAUUUAGUUGGUUUAAUGUUUUAGUGUAGGAUACUUUUAAGUACGGAAAAUGCUAAACAAACCGUUUAAAGCUACUUCUCUCUAAAACUAAUCCAGUAAAAGGCAAAGUUCAGUUACCUCACUGGCAGAUGGUAACAUUCAUUAUUUAUAGAUUUAAAAUUAAGUCAAACUUAAACCUUAUAAAGCAUUCACUCAUAAACACUCAGAAUUUGUUAUGAGCAGAGGACAAUCAUGAUCAUUCUUAUUUAUAUGUACAUCAUAGUUCUAUUUUUAGAUAUUUAGUCAUAUUCAAACAUGUCACUUGCUUUUGUGUAAAUUUUAUUUAAUAAAAUUCUUUAUUUAACACAUCUGGUAAAUGCCCAACACUGGCAAUAAACAUGAUACCACUUAGAAAAUAAUUAAUAUGUGUUAAAUAAGAGCUAAAUGAUUUUUAAAAAUUAAGCACAUUUGAUAUUGCUGUAAAACUUUCUUACGAGAAGAAAAUUAACUAUUGUUUUUUUUAGGGUAUCAUGUAAUAUGACGCAUCCAAAUGUCACCUUCUGUCUCCAAACACUUGAGACAAAAUUAAUUGUUAUAAUAUUAUUCAACAUUUAAUAAAUUAAUUACUAUACUAUACAAUCUUUUUAUUGGAUUUUAUUGGAUUCAUAGAUCGUAUAAUAAUAAUUAUACAAAAUAAUUACUAUACAAAAUACUUGACUUGGUUUGUGCUAGAGUCCAUGUCACACCAGUGUCCAUAAGAAGUGGUUUUAAGCGGUUUUGUUCUGGUAGUUGUUCAGAUGUCUAUAGGGAAUUUCACCUUUUGUACAAAGUAGACAGACAAAUAAGUGGACAUGCCUUAGUUUUGAGCAGUUGGGUUACUAUGAAAUAGGUGUGAAAAAUAGCUCAAACAAAUAAAGUAAAAAGCAAAGCAAUGAGGGGAGAAGUAGGACUAAGAAGAGUCCUUAAGAGUCCUUUGUUGUUGGGAAAGGGAGCUGCAAGUCUUUCUCAAUGCUGCUGUUGUCUCCUGAGUUUGAAUUCCUGACUGUCAAUUCAUUUGAUAAAACAAUUUGUAGAAAGAAGUAAAGUAUGUUUUCUCUUUUGGGGCGUUCACUUGAACCCUUCUGAGCUGUCAUGCCUUUUAUCUUUGUUGUUGAUUUAGUUGUUAUAAAAACGUGUUUUUGAUGUAUUUUAUUUUCAAAAGAUUUGAGAUUUUAGCAGUAGGGAAAAAGUUUAGAUUUGAGAUUUUAGCAGUAGGGAAAAAGUUUAGAUUUGAGAUUUUAGCAGUAGGGAAAAAGUUUAGAUUUGAGAUUUUAUUUUAUAAGAGAUUCAUAGGAUUUUUUUUAUUGUGUUGAGUUUGUGCGUUUGCACAUGGUCCAUGCAAACUUAAGAGAUGAUUUGAUGUUUUUUUUUUAAAUGUUUCUUCACGUUCAUUUCCGUUCCAGAGCACUGUGUUGUUCAAUAUGAUAUUGUUUUUCAGGCCUGUGUGAAAUAGGCUUUAACUGAAACACGUCCACGUUUAUCUUGGAGACACUCAAUGACACUCAAUGGCAACCUUGCCCUCCAGCUCAGACCAGUCCAGUGGAGAUGUACAUCUAGUCUAGUGUAAAAGCAUUCUAUUGUAUCUGUCAGAGAAAAUGAGGCUGCUAUCCAGAAAACACCAAACAGAAUAUGAAAGUGUUGGUGAAAAAGUGUCCCAUAACUAAUUGUUCUACAGCAGUUAACUAAACCUUGGAUGAAUUGUUUCUUGUUUCAACAAAGACAAAAAUGCGUAAACUUGGCGGAUUUUGUUAGAAAUGACGACCAAAGUAUGUCUAAGCCUUAACUGUAACCAGGCAGAUUAGCCCUAUUUAAGAAGGGGAAGCCUCUUUCUCCUCAUUUCUCCUAUUCAGUUUCAGUUACGGUUGAGGGUUUGGCAAAGAAAAGUUCAUACAGAUGCAAUCAAUAUCAGAUGUUAUAUUGACGUAAUAUUAUACAGGGCUGAGUUGAACCAUGCCUUGUUAAAACCUAGUGUUACCCUAGUAAACAUCCCCCCAUCACACUGGAUCUUGGGUUUUUGCCAUUCUUCAGUAUUAAUGACAUCACAUAUACUGUUUCUUCUUCCUUCCCUAUCUCUAUACCUCGGUCCUCGCCCUACAAAACGUUGUUCGUUAUUAUUUAUGUCUGCAACACCAAAGAUGAUGAAGCCAUCCACCUGUCAGCAAAGCGAUCUGUCAGAGUAUCUGUCUUGGAGAACAUGCCUCGCUCAUCCAUAUUGGCAUACAAAGCUACAGUAAUGCUACAGUAACAUCUUCGCUAAGUGGCAGUUCCCUGGUCAGUGGUGAACAAGCAAUAUGUUUCCUUUAGGUUCUGAAUGAAUGUAUUGUUGAAUAGAGAUCCAUACAUGUGUGCUUCAUUUAUCGACAUUUGCUUGUUUCGGUUUGGUACAUCCAGCUGAAGACCAGUAUAUGCUACUGUAUCUUUAGUACAGAGAACAGGGCAAUGGGUCUACUUAGCUUUUUUAGUGUUGAUGAGGAGAGCUCAGCAUUUAUCUAUCUUUCUGUAAAUAUUAGGACUAUUUUCCACUCUUUUUUCUGGUUGAACUCAUGUCAAGACCAUUGUUUGUUCCUGUUUCCACCUUUGUUGAUGUGAGUGUUUUGUUGAUGUCUUGUGAUCUGUCCAGAUAAUACACGUUUUCAGAUCCAAUGCUCCUCAUGAAGGAAAAUGUCAUGGUUUUAUUUUCUAUUGUAAUAAACUGAUAGUCCAUGUAUCAGCCAUCACUUUAAAUACAAAAAGAACGUGGUUUUGAAACUAUGAAAUGACCAGUUGUUACACUGCAGUCUUGUUCAUUGAAUCAGAUUUUCAGAUUUGACAACUUGCUUAUUGCUGUUUUUUUGGGGAGAGCAAAUCAUUAUAUGACACUCAAUUCCUUGUGAGAAUGUAGUAUUAGUCAAGUAAUCCAUUGUGUUAUGAUGAAUGGUGUUAAAGGGAUCCAAAAUCUAUUGUUUGUCAGUCGUCUUCAGACCCCAAAAGCGGUAUAAUGUCCAUCUGUUCUGUAGAUCUAAAUUUCAAUUUUGGAGUGGACUUUCACUUUAAGUUACAACUAGCUACAAUGACCUGUAAAUCAUUGUCUGAGGGAGCACAUUUGAGGCUAUUGUAUGUUUCCCUGGUGCGUACCUUUGACAGGUAUCUUAUAAUACCAAGGAAAAUGAGCAAAAACAAGAUGUGAAACAGAGGUUUCACUUGCACUUAUUUUCAAACCAUGCUUAUGUAAAGUAAAACCCUCAUACCUAGCAUUAUCCUGUCCUUGCUUGUUGUCCAGAUCAUGUAGCUUCAAUGGCUUAUUUCAUAGUUUCAAAAUGUUUUGCUGCUAAAACGGGAUGUCCUAGCAGUGGAUAGAUGGGAGCCACACUGGUUGUUUAAAAAUGUCUUACUUUAACCUAGAAUAUCAAAAGUAGAUCAGAUUAAAGUAUAGUUAACAUUCUCAAAUUAUAAAAUUACAUUUGAGACACAUUUUGUGAAAGUUGUACUCUUUGAGUCAUUUUGUAAUCUCUUGGGUAAUUCGGCAGAAAUCUGACAUUUUGAACAUACAACUGUCUCAUCUCUCUCACUGCUUGUAAAACAUUUCCUUAUUUAUACAAUAACUCAUUUUGUACAGUGUAUUAGAGGAGAGAGGUUUUGAUAUUUGGUUCGUUUGUUAGUUAGCUGGCUAGCCACUCGGUUACUUUCGUCUUCCUGUGCCAGAGUUGCUCAAGUCUCUGUAACUCUUGUUUUUUAUUCUAAAAAAAAAAAAAAGUAUUUUCUUUCUUUGUUUUACUCUUAGAAUUUUAACAUGUCAAUGUUCUUUUUUAAUUAAAAAAUAUGUUUUUUAA
Molecule: messenger RNA, 5630 nt
Organism: Oncorhynchus nerka (sockeye salmon)
Lineage: Eukaryota; Metazoa; Chordata; Actinopteri; Salmoniformes; Salmonidae
Product: RNA-binding motif, single-stranded-interacting protein 2-like
Exons: 14
Coding region: 101-1285 (394 amino acids)
Cellular component (GO): ribonucleoprotein complex; nucleus; cytoplasm
Molecular function (GO): mRNA binding
Source: RefSeq, a predicted model, not a curated record